AUGGCAGGCGCUCGACUCUACGGUGGACCUGACUUCAGCAGAAGCUGCGGAGCUCAGCAAUCCCACACCAGUGCUGGCACAGCCCUGGCAGCAGCGCUUGUGGCUGCGCCGCCGAAGGCCGACUUAGAUGCGUCCAACAGGGACCGACUGUGGCUGCCGGCGAAGGCUGCCUGCACCUCCUCGACGCAAGCGACACUUCGCGACAAUGCGUAUCCCCGUGCACCUGGUUUCACUGGGAGUGCGGACGAUGUUCCAACGCAGUGGCUCGCGGCACCGACGGUGCCCACCCCAGCUGAGCCACGACGGCUGCGUGCGGCGCAAACGGACCCGGGUGUGGGUCGGCCGGCUGGCAUGCGCACGCCCAGGGCCGUACGGGCUUGGCAGUCUGCAGACGAAGCGCUUGUGGCCGAGGUCCAUUGCAAGCCCCCUGGCGGCGGCCCGGACGUCGCCAUGGCGGAGGAUGCCGGCUGGGCGCCGAAUCGGCAAUUCCUGCCGGAGGAGCUCCGGUACAAUCCUAUCACCCACGAGGUGGAGGUCUAUGUGAAUAGAGACGGCAAUGUCCAAAAGUGCGAGCCGUCCGCACACGAAUAUCGAGAGAUGGUGCGCCGCUUGGAGGCUGCCCCGCCCCAGAAAGGCCGCCGAAAGGGAUUGUCUGAGUUCGUGGACCUCUGCUGUGCAGGGAGAACCCGGCCCAAUCCUCAUGUCAAGGUUGCCUACGAGCACAAUCGGAAGGUUUUUCAGAAACAGAGAGGUCCAUGCACCCACAUGUAUGACAUGGCCAAAGGCUACCCGGGAAACCCGCGCGUCUUUGAGCCGGAUCCUCGCAUUUCGAUGCCUGCAGGCCAGAUUCCUAGACCGUGGACUCCAACGCCCACUCCCGUGCGGCCGCCGUCCGCGCCACCAGUGCAGGGCGGCAACCGCAUGAGGCGACCGCAGUCAGCCCGAACAUCGGGAGCACGACCGCAGCCUCAGACGAUUGCAGCUCCGCCCUCUGCUCUGGUAGCUGGUAGCUGA
Molecule: messenger RNA, 1014 nt
Organism: Symbiodinium sp. CCMP2592
Lineage: Eukaryota; Dinophyceae; Suessiales; Symbiodiniaceae
Source: the annotation of a GenBank genome assembly